AUGGAAGAACAACCCAAAACUCGAAAGCGAUUCGUUGGCCGUGCUCGAAAAACUGCCAUUGAGACUAAUGACGAUGCUGCCAUUGAAGACGGUGCUGUUGGUUUCGCAAAAACACGACGUCCUCGUGCUGGUCGUCUCGCUAAUCAAGUGCCUGACGAGAUUCUGAACGAUCCAUUGCUGAAUAAGGCGAUCGAGCAACUACCAUCCAAUUAUAACUUUGAGAUACACAAAUCGGUGUGGCGGAUAAGAAAAGCACAAGCAAAGAAAGUGGCCAUCCAAAUGCCUGAAGGCUUGCUUAUGUUUGCAUGCUUGAUCUCAGAUCUUCUCGAAGUGUUUUGCCAGGUUGAAACGCUUAUCAUGGGAGAUGUGACAUACGGUGCUUGCUGUAUCGAUGAUUACACUGCGCGGGCUCUCGGAUGUGAUUUCCUACUCCAUUAUGGUCACAGCUGUUUAGUACCUGUGGAUGUGACUCCAAUCAACACGCUGUAUGUAUUUGUGGACAUUGGUAUCGAUACGCAACACUUUGUGGACACCAUCAAGAAGAACUUUGAAGCUGGAAAGAGGCUGGUCCUUGUCGGCACUAUUCAAUUUGUAGCAUCUAUCCAGGCUGUGAGAGAAACAUUACAACAAGAUUAUACUGUUACUAUACCCCAGAUCAAGCCAUUAUCUCCGGGUGAAGUACUAGGAUGCACAGCACCAAAACUUGGAGAAGCGGAUGCCAUCAUCUAUUUGGGCGAUGGUCGCUUCCAUCUUGAAUCCAUCAUGGUUCAUAAUCCUCAAGUGCCUGCUUUCCAAUAUAAUCCAUAUGACAAGCGCAUUACGCGAGAGCGAUACGAUCAUGAAGAAAUGCAAUCAUUGCGUAAGCAUGCUGUCAAGAUGGGUGGUCAAGCGAAAAAGUAUGGUUUGAUCUUGGGUACUCUUGGUCGUCAAGGAAAGCCUGAAAUCAUGCAAUACCUGGAAAACAGUAUCCGUGCAGCCGGCAAAGAGUGCAUUACAGUAUUGUUAUCCGAGAUCUUUCCCGGGAAACUUGCCCAAUUUGAGGAUGUGGAUGCUUGGAUUCAAAUUGCAUGUCCUCGUUUGUCAACAGAUUGGGGCUAUGCCUUUCCCAAGCCGUUACUUACACCCUACGAAGCAUCUAUAGCACUAGGCAAGGUCAACUGGCAAGAAGUGUAUCCGAUGGAUUUCUACGCCAACGAGAGUUUGGGCCCUUGGACACCUAACCAUGGUAAAAACAUUAGACGUAAAAAGGGUGAGGAGCCCAAAAAGUGUUGUAAUGAAUGUAAUGGCUGCAAAUAA
Lichtheimia ornata is the source of this 1296-nucleotide messenger RNA. RefSeq lists its product as uncharacterized. The transcript is spliced from 10 exons. Gene Ontology annotation, biological process: protein histidyl modification to diphthamide. Gene Ontology annotation, molecular function: 2-(3-amino-3-carboxypropyl)histidine synthase activity. The record is from RefSeq and is a predicted model, not a curated record. The coding region runs from base 1 to 1296 and encodes 431 amino acids. Lineage: Eukaryota; Fungi; Mucoromycota; Mucoromycetes; Mucorales; Lichtheimiaceae.